Messenger RNA from Liolophura sinensis, 948 nucleotides. RefSeq lists its product as uncharacterized. The record is from RefSeq and is a predicted model, not a curated record. NCBI's taxonomy places the organism in Eukaryota, Metazoa, Mollusca, Polyplacophora, Chitonida, Chitonidae. The coding region runs from base 77 to 946 and encodes 289 amino acids. The transcript is spliced from 8 exons.
CCUAAUAUUUACAAGAGAAGGAAGUUGCGGCUUCCACAAUUUCGGUUUUAAGUGCAUAUUUUUAGAUAGUCACAAGAUGAAGCACGUGAUGUUGAAUCCGUCAAAAACGUCAAUGCCUCUUAUUGGCUUUGGCACAUUUAAGAUCCGUGGUGCAGAGCUUGUACAUAGCUGCCUGGAUGCUGCUCUAGGGGCCAGCUACAGAUCAGUUGACACAGCAGCUGUGUACAAGAAUGAAACAGACAUUGGCAACAGCCUGAAGACUUUAUUACCCAAGUAUGGACUCAGGAGGUCGGACAUUUUUAUCACCAGUAAAUUAGGUCCAAAAGACCACGGCACAGGUAAAUGUGCAGAGGCAUGUCUGAAGUCGUUAUCUCACCUGGACUGUGAUUACCUGGAUCUGUACCUGAUCCACUGGCCCGGCACUCAGGGAAUGCGCCCUGAGGAUGAGAGGCACCCCGCCCUCAGACUUGAGAGCUGGAGGGACAUGGAGACGCUUGUAGACCAGGGUAAAGUGAAGGCCAUAGGUGUAUCAAAUUACACCUUAAAGCACCUGCAGGAGCUGGAGACUCAGUGUAGGAUACCACCCUCUGUAUUACAGACAGAGUUCCACCCUCACCUGGUAUGCUCUGAGCUGGUCCAGUACUGUCAGCAGAAGAACAUCCACUUUCAGGCCUAUUCCUCACUUGGAACAUCCACAGACAACCAGCUGAUUGAAGACAAGACAGUUCAGUCUAUCGCAGAGAUGUACAAGAAGUCUCCUGCUCAGAUAUUGUUACGAUGGGCAGUACAGCAAAACAUAGGCAUUAUUCCAAAGUCAACAAACCCAGUCCACAUCAGAGAGAACGCCGCCAUCUUUGAUUUUGAUAUCUCUCCGGUUGACAUGGAGAGACUUAGCAGUCUGAACCGAUCUCUACAUUACUGCUGGAACCCUGAGAAUGUUACCUGAAA